Messenger RNA from Solea solea (common sole), 3540 nucleotides. RefSeq names its product reticulophagy regulator family member 2 (gene retreg2). Bases 167 to 1900 code for a protein of 577 amino acids. The record is from RefSeq and is a predicted model, not a curated record. NCBI's taxonomy places the organism in Eukaryota, Metazoa, Chordata, Actinopteri, Pleuronectiformes, Soleidae. The transcript is spliced from 9 exons.
GUAUUUUAAUCCAUCAAGUCAAAUCGUUCUACUACGUAGCUCAGUGGUUUUAUUUUGAAGGCGCAGGCCGGAACAUGCGUUUCUAAGCUGCGUAAAAACACUUGACGUCGGUCUUCCCGUCCACCCCGUGAUCUCCAAAACAACAUAACAAAGUGGGGGUGAAAACAUGGCGAGCGGAGAGGAGGCCAGAAGACGCCCCUCGGUUUCCUCCUCUUCGGUCGGCCUCGAGUCUCUGUUCCCCGCGGGGAGUGAGGAGCAGGCCUGCGAGGACGCGAACCCGGAGCUGACGCUGCUGCGGGAGCGCCUCCAGGGCUGGUUGUCGCCGUACGAGCCGCUGCUGCUGUGGGCGCAGAGGCUGCUAGUGUGGGAGAGGCCGCUCUACAGCGUCUCCGUCGCCCUGACACUCAACACUUUAUUCUGGCUUUUGUCCUCCACGUCCCUGCGGCCUCUGUUCCUGCUGAGUGUGUCCCUGCUGGGACUCAUGCUGCUGGAGAGAUGGAAGCCCAAAAUACCCAUCAUUACUGUUCAACCUGCAGAGAUCGAGCCUGCACAGAGUGACGCGAUGAGUGGCGAGCAUCAUCUGCUCAGCGUCCCUGAGCUCAGUCACCACCUGGCCGAGAGUUACCUGACCUGCUGUCUGUACCUGCAGGAGACGCUGCAGUACAAGAGGCAGAACCACGGCAAGUUCUGUGUGAUGAUGAGCAGCAGCUGCUUCGUCCUGGCUGUGCUCGGACAUUACGUCCCGGGAAUCAUGAUCUCGUACAUCAUGGGUCUGAGCGUCCUGCUGUGGCCUCUGGUGGUUUAUCAUGAACUCAUCCAGAGGAUGUACACGGGCCUGGAGCCCAUCCUGAUGAAACUGGACUACAGCAUGAAGGGAGACACCGAGCACCGCAAGCACGACAAGAGGAAGGUGAAGAAAGAGCUGGAGGAGGGUGACGAGCCAAGAGCUGAAACGGAGAGCGAGAGUGAGGAGGAGCUGUCUUGUUUUGCCACCACGGUGGACGUGAAAACGACCGCUCUGGCCAUGGCCAUCACAGACUCUGAGCUGUCGGACGAGGAGGCGUCCAUCUUAGAGAGCGGAGGCUUCUCUGUGUCCAGAGCCACCACUCCUCAACUGACCGACGUCUCUGAAGACCUGGACCAGCAGAGUUUCCACAGCGACCCAGAGGAGUCCUACCUCCGCGACCUCCCAGAGUUCCCCUCGGUGGAGGAGUUCCCAUCCAUCGACCACAACCUCCUCCUCUUCCCCCUGCGAGGCCCCGCCCACCCGGAUGGAGCGCAGGCCGGCACUCAGGCGGAGGCGGAGCCGCUGAGCCCCGCCACGCUCCUCAUCCAGCACCUCGCCUCCCCGCUCCACUUUGUCAACACGCAUUUCAACGGACACGGACAGCCACCGGGGGGCGCGGGCCCGCCGGUGACGGAGGCGGGGCCACCGGGGGGCGGAGAGGAGAAGGAGACGGCGGUGGCUCAGGGCGCACAGCGCUCCCUGGAGGCGUUGAGUGAGGAGAUAGUGAGCACGGCCAUCUCCACCGUGGUGCAGAACACUCUGUCAGCGCUGCUGUCGUCCAGCGACGCCACCGAGGAGUCCGCUCUCGCUGAGCUCCUCCCCACUCUGGAGAGCCACGCCCACACCGCGGCUGACACUACAGUCACCAGCACAGAGGCAGCGCCAGACGAGGUGGCGCUGCCGCUGCCGACCGCCAACAAGGAGCCGGACGAGGCGGCGGCGGAGGCGGCAGAGGAGCUGCCCGACGACACACUGGUGCCCACCGAGGACGAGGACUUUGAGCUUCUGGACCAAAGUGAACUGGAGCAGGUGGACGAGGAGCUGGAGCUCGGCUCUGACAGACAGGUACACACACCUCCACCUCCACCUCCUCUACAACAACCGCGGUCGUAGCUUCAGCGCUCCAUCUCCUCUGUAUCCAGACGUACGGACGCGUACCGCACAUUUAUCACAGUUUGACGUUUAAUCCUGCGUUUGUUUGUUGAUGGUUUGGUUCGUUCUUCGCUUUCUUAUUAAGCCGCGCGUUCACACUACAACCGUCUCCAGCCCGGGAAAAGCCUUGCUUAGUUAUUUUUAAACUAAAAGAAAUCAGAAAUGAUGACCCUCCAGGUCCAGGUCUUUGUAUCUCCAGGAGUGUCCAGAUGUCGUUCCAGAUUAACUGACGCUCCAUCUUCUCCCUCUAGUUUCUCGAGCUCCAGGGAAAGAAAACUUGACGUCCGACGUUGUCGUCGUUAAAACAAAAGUAACGCGCUGACAUUUCCAAUCAGGAAAGUCAGUGUUGAGGGAUUGAGAUUAAAUCUGGUUUAAUCCCUCAAAUGUGGCUCAUGAUCGUCAAAACCUAAACGUGAAACCUAUCACCAGACCCUUGAAAUUUGACUAUGACUGAAACCAGCGAUUGGCUGAUACAAUCUUCAGUUUAAGUAUGAUUCUAGGCCAUAAUCCCUGCAUAAUCCCAAAACAUGACCAGUGUCUUCCAUGCAGUUAAGGUUCUUUGUUUUGAUUUUUAUACGGCCGCUUAAAGUGAACAUCGUCAUUCACCUGUCCUCGUCGAUGCAGUCCUCAGUUUAAAUCUGAUUCUAGGCCAUAAUCUCCCAAUAAUCCCAAAACAUGACUAGCAUCUUCCACGCAGUUAAAGUUCUUUUGUUUUGGGUAAAGUGAACAUUUUGAGUCUGCGGCAGUGAAGACGUCAGAGGAGAAGAAACCGUAGACGACCUUGAAUCCGAUUUUAGAUUAAACCUGGAUUAACGUGUCGUUGGUUGUAGUGUGAACCGGGUUUUUUUCAGGUGUCACUUUCAGCCUCUGUUUCCUGACGUUGUUUCACUUCAGGACCAUCUUUGUUUUCGUGUUUUUCUUUUUUGGGAUCAUUGGCUUCUAUUGCUUGGCUUUCAUCACAUACUGUAGAUUUAAUCUGUGUUUAAUCUUUACUUUAAUUUCAUUAAUUAAUAAAAAAACAACCAAAAUGUAGAGAGGGAAAACAUUUGCAGGUGUCGUGGUUCAGGAUCUUAAACUGGGAUUAACACGAGAACGAUACCUUUAUCGUUUUUAAAACCUUUUGUUUUUCUUCCAGACGGUCAUAUGAAGAUGAUAUUACUAUUAUUAUAAUAUAUAUAUAGAGAGAGAUAUACGAUAAUAAAUUAUUUAAUUUAAGUUGAUUGCACCUUUUUGUUUGUUUUGUUUAAAGUUGGUUUUUUUUGUCCCUUCAGUUUCCAAAAUCCCAAAGUUAAACAUCGUAAUCUGAGCCCGCCAGAGCUCCAUGGUUACACUUAAUCUUUCAUUUCUGACAUCGGUGGAUGUCGUAGAUUGAAGUCAUCGGGCGUCAACGCGUGAUUGGGAUUAUUUUCUGGUCGUUUGGUUCACAAAGUGUCAGAAAAUAGAGGAAAUAAACCACAAAUAUUCACAUUUACGGAGCUAAAAAACAAUUAGUUCGGAUUUAUUUCAUUGAAUUUCUAUUCUUUAACCACAAUUAUGUCCAGACGUUUAAUCCAGAAGUAAGCGGUUUGUUUGUUGUAUAGAAAACGGGGAAAAAAAAGAAA